Drosophila kikkawai is the source of this 1486-nucleotide messenger RNA. RefSeq lists its product as uncharacterized. The record is from RefSeq and is a predicted model, not a curated record. NCBI's taxonomy places the organism in Eukaryota, Metazoa, Arthropoda, Insecta, Diptera, Drosophilidae.
UUUGCGUCCGACUUUCUCUGAUAAAUGAUCAGAUUCCUUUUGGUCUCAAAUCUAACAUCAUGUCCGUUUUUUGUCAGUUGUUGGUCUAAAAAAUUUUUGUUUCUCCGACUUGAAAAUUCCCUCGUUACCCGUCUAACACUCCUCCGGCGAAAGACACUAAAAAUUCAAUGUUUGCUUGAAAUCGAGAGGCCGUUCAUCCCGCGAGAGUGUACUGGAGAGGAGUUUCACAUAGAACCCUGGCCCGAUUCCAAGUUAGUGAGCCAGUUGCUGCCGCAGGAGGCAGUCCCCUGAUACCGAUCUGCAUCAACUCCCUCGCUGUAAGGCCGAAAAGUUAUUACAGGCGUGAAUUAUGUGAUAGCGGCCAACUGGGGACAGGGCCGGGUUUACCACUGGGCCGCAGGAGCAGCAGGAUCGGCAAGAGCAGGAUUGGAAGACGGAGUCGUAAUCUUAGGGUUCGACACCGAGGGAUUGCGAGCACCACCUGCAAAUCUUCCAGGGCCAUGGCCAUCCACGAGCAGAUCGACAACCUCAACAUCUGGUGGUUCCCGCGCGAUUUCUGCCAGUCGCGCUUUGGCGAGUUUCAGCAGAGUGGAACCAACUCCUGUACGCUGGUAUCCCUGAUCCUGGCAGACAAGGUGGACAAGGCGGAGCGCUUCUAUCACAGGGUUUCCGACCUGCCGAUGCGAGGAUGGGAGCUCUUUGGGAACGCGAUGAACGACGGGAAUAACGUGUACCACAAUGUGAUCACCGUCAACACGCCACAGGCCAGGAACAUCAACCUAAACAUUCCCGACGCAAUAGCGGCCAUUCGCUCGCAGCACAAAAUGAACUUUCGGCUGGAGGAGUGGUUUUACACGCACAUGGAAGCCGAUCCCACCAAUCCGAUGUACAAUAGGAACGUGGCCGUGCAGCUGUCGCGGCUAUUCCAGGCGACGCUGCCAGUAUUCCAGAAGACAGGCUCGCCCUCGCACCUGUUCGCCGCCAUAAUCGCGGACAGUCGAACGGUGAUGGUGACCUUCGAUUUCCGGGCAUCAAUCGUCGCCCUUUUCGACUCGCACCAACACGGACGAGAUGCGGGUGCCGUAUUUGCCCAGUGCACUCUGCAAAAUAUGGACGACCUGCUCUUCUGGUUCGUCAGCAUGCUGCAUAACGUCUACUCCAGCCGGCCCUCGCUCUUCGAGAUUUCCUUCCUCAGUUCGCAGCCCGGGAUGUCCAAGCGCUAUCCCCCAGCUAUUCGGAAGAUCGCUGGAGAGAUGAAGAAAUCGGUCAAGAUGAAAACUCCAAGGUCUUGAAACUAAUUAUCGGGCUACUGUAUUUCUUUCCAGUGCACAUUCCCAACGUUCGGGGAGACUAGGAGAACCUGUUUCAGGGAGCAAUCAGGAUCUAAAUUCCAAGUUUACAAUAACCUAAUUUAUAUCUUUGGGCCUUCAGACAAUGAAAUUCAUAAAUUUAUAAUAGACCAUCAACUAAUAAAUAACGAACUCAA